Entamoeba invadens IP1 is the source of this 672-nucleotide messenger RNA. Its product is annotated as dual specificity mitogen-activated protein kinase kinase, putative. The transcript is spliced from 2 exons. Gene Ontology annotation, molecular function: ATP binding; protein kinase activity. Bases 1 to 672 code for a protein of 223 amino acids. The record is from RefSeq and is a predicted model, not a curated record. Gene Ontology annotation, biological process: protein phosphorylation. NCBI's taxonomy places the organism in Eukaryota, Evosea, Mastigamoebida, Endamoebidae.
AUGAAAAGGUUGUGCUACAUCCAAGGACAAAUGGAAGAAUUUGAAAAGGAAGUGUCAAUGUUGGACAAAUUCAGAAGUGAUUAUAUCGUCCAUUUCUAUGGUGCUGUGUUUAUCCCAAAUAAAAUAUGUAUGGUCACUGAAUUUGCACAAAUUGGGUCUUUGCAUGACUUGAUCAAAAUUGUGUUAGAUGCAGCAUAUGGCAUAUCCUACCUUCAUUCCAAUGGCAUUUUACAUAGAGACAUCAAGCCAGAUAAUAUCCUUGUUGUUGCACUCGAUUUUGAUCAAAAGGUGAAUGCAAAACUGACUGACUUUGGAUCAUCAAGAAAUAUUAAUAUGAUGAUGACUAAUAUAACAUUCACUAAAGGAAUUGGUACAUUAGUUUUCAUGGCACCUGAAGUGAUAAUGUCCCAAAAAUACAAAAUAUCUGCAGAUGUAUAUUCAUUUGCAGUCACUAUGUAUGAAUGCUUUGCGUGGAGCCGGUCAUAUGCAUCCAAUGAAUUUUUAUACCCAUGGAAUGUGGUCGACUUUGUUACAAAGGGGAAACGCCUUCCAAAACCAGAGAACUUCUCUGAUGAAUGCUAUAAAAUAAUUUGCGAUUCUUGGAAACAUAAAGCAGGCGAUAGACCUCCAAUUGAAAAUGUUAUAAAACAAAUUAAAGCUUUGAUUGUGUAA